Molecule: messenger RNA, 3703 nt
Organism: Stegostoma tigrinum
Lineage: Eukaryota; Metazoa; Chordata; Chondrichthyes; Orectolobiformes; Stegostomatidae
Product: utrophin-like
Exons: 4
Coding region: 78-566 (162 amino acids)
Biological process (GO): synaptic signaling
Cellular component (GO): plasma membrane
Source: RefSeq, a predicted model, not a curated record
UAUUGCUGAAAGGUACCACGCUGAGUAUUGUUAUCCCGAUAGUUCUUUCGUAUCAGUCCGUGUGUAUUCCUGGGCGAAUGUGCUCGUGUGGUCUCAGGAGUUGCGGAGGUCACGGCUCUGGGACAGCCGUUUCAUGGCCCUAUGCUGCGGAACCUGCCCCGGAAGAGAGAGCCCAGAGAAUUGCCAAAGCUGUCCGCAAACAGUCAAUAGAAGUGAAGGAAAAUUGGGAACAACUGAAAAUCCGUGCGAGCAACUGGCAGAAACAGGUGGAAAAGGCGUUGGAGAAACUUCAAGAACUGGAGAAAGCUCUGGAUGAUCUUGAGGCUCAUGUGAUAACAGCUGAGGGGGUCCGCACUGAUCGGCAACCUGUGAGUGACCUGCUUAUUGACUCAUUGCAGGAUCACUUUGAUAAAACCACAGGGAAGGACUAUCUUCAAAAUCUGAGAUUGGGCUUUGAAAGACAGCAGCCUUUGUUUUGGAGAGAUAAUGGGAACUGCAGAUGCUGGAGAAUGCGAGAUAACAACGUGUGGAGCUGGAUGAAGACAGCAGGCCAAGCAGCAUCUUAGGAGCACAAAAGCUGACGUUUCGGGCCGAGAACCACCUUCAGAAAAUGGGGAGGGGGUGCGGGUUCUGAAAUAAAUAGGGAGAGAGUGGGAGGCGGAUGGAAGAUGGAUGGAGGAGAAGAUAGGUGGAGAGGAGAGUAUGGGUACGGAGGCAGGGAGGGGAUAGGUCAGUCUGGGGAGGCCGGACAGGUCAAGGGAGCGGGAUGAGGGGAAAUAGGGGUGCGGUAUGAGGUGGGAGGGGGGAUGGGUGAGAGGAAGAAUAGGUUAGGGAGGCGGGGACGAGCUGGGCUGGUUUUGGGAUGCAGUGGCAGGACAGGAGAUUUGGAAGCUUGUGAAAUCCACACUGAUACCAUUGGGCUGCAGGGUUCCCAAGCAGAAUAUGAGUUGCUGUUCCUGCAACCUUCGGGUGGCGUCAUUCUGGCACUGCAGGAGGCCCAGGUUGGACAUGUCCUCUCGGGAAUGGGAGGGGGUGUUGAAAUGGUUAGUGACUGGAAAGUGCAGUUGUUGAUUGCAAACUGAGCGUAGGUGUUCUGAAAAGCGGUCCCCAAGCCUCUGCAUCGUUUCCCCAACGGAGAGGAAGCCACACCGGGGACAGCGGAUGUUUUGGAUAUUUCUUAAGCAUUGAUUUACAUUCAGAGUUGGUUGGAUUUUGCUGAAGCAAUAGACAUAACUCACUAUGACGUAGACAAUGUCAGAGUUAAUGUUUCGCGUCCUGUGACCCUUCCUCAGAUCUCACUCUUCACUGAUGCUGCCAGACCUGCUGAGCUUUUCCAGCAACUUCUGCUUUUGUUGCUGAUUUACAGUGCCCACAGUUCUUUUGUUUUUUACGACACAGACAAAACUUGAUCUCUGCAGGAAGCAUGAUGCUGCAUUCUCAAACUUCCCUGCCUUUUUGUAAUAUAAUAUUGUCUUUUUAGGACAGAAGUGGCUUUUUUUUGUUUGUUUUAACUUCCGCACAUACUUUCUAUGCAGGUUAAAAGUCUACACCUUUUCAGUUCUCUGCUGCAUAAUGAAGACUUGGAACAAUUUUUUUUAUAAAGUAGAAAAUCAGUGUGGUUUGUUUUCCAAAAUGUGAUGUGUAAGUGCAACACUUAACAGUGUGUUCAUCAAACUAUUGUUUCCUUUGAUCGUUGUGUUGUAGAAAUUUCUAGAAUCAUUUCAUAUAUUUUUUUUGAUAUAUUUUAGCAUCGCAUUAUAUUUAGCAUUAUAUUUUCCUGGAGCAAGUCUGUUUUCCUUCGGAUGAGACGACUUUCAGACAUACUCCCUUUAUUAUGAGAUUUAAUUACGGUAAAAUGAGGAGGAUUUUGAUUCACUGAGACACACAUGACGAUAUGUUUAAAGCAUUGGAAAAUGCGUUCUGUUCGGACUGUCAUGUUAUCUGGUGUUUGUACCAGGCUUUCCGAUUAAAUGCAAGUGAUUAAGGAUGCUAAUGAUGCCACAUGUUAUUACAAGAGGAAAUGAACAUACAAGUAAGGAUUUUAUGCCACAUUUAUACAUAGCAUGGACCAUGCAGCAUGGAUGCAGUGACUGAGGGAAAUGGGAUGCAGUGACUGAGGGAAAUGGGAUGCGGUGACUGAGGGAAAUGGGAUGCGGUGACUGAGGAAAAUGGGAUGCGGUGACUGAGGGAAAUGGGAUGCGGUGACUGAGGGAAAUGGGAUGCGGUGACUGAGGGAAAUGGGAUGCGGUGACUGAGUGACAUGCUCACAGCGAAUUGCCCCCUCCAUCCUGACCCGCUCACAGCGACUUGCCCCUCCAGUCCAGACCCGCUCACAGCGACUUGCCCCUCCAGUCCAGACCCGCUCACAGUGACUAGACCCUGCAGUCCUGACCCGCUCACAGCGACUUCUCUCUGCAGACCUGACCCGCUCACAGCGACUUCUCUCUGCAGACCUGACCCACUCACAGCGAAUUCCCCCUGCAGUCCUGACCCGCACGUUGCGACUUGCCCCUGCAGUCCUGACCCCCUCACAGCGACUCGCCCCUUCAGUCCUGUCCCAAUCACAAGGACUUGCCCUCUCUGUCCUUACCCGCUCACAGUGACUUGCCCCUGCAGUCCUGACCCCCUCACAGUGACCUGCCCCCUCACUCCUGACCCGCUCUACAUUGAGGAAACCAAGCAGAGGCUUGGGGACCGCUUUGCAGAACACCUCCACUCGGUUCGCAACAAACAACUGCACUUCCCAGUCGCGAACCGUUUUAACUCCCCCUCCCAUUCCUCAGACGACAUAUCCAUCAUGGGCCUCCUGCAGUGCCACAAUAAUGCCACCCGAAGGUUGCAAGAACAGCAACUCAUAAUCCGCUUGGGAACCCUGCAACCCAAUGGUAUCAAUGUGGACUUCACCAGCUUCAAAAUCUCCCCUUCCCCAACUGCAUCCCAAAACCAGCCCAGCUGUUCCCUUCCCCCGACUGCAUCCCAAAACCAGCCCAGCCUGUCUCCGCCUCCCUAACAUGUUGUUACUCUCACCCAUCCCUUCCUCCCACCUCAAGCCACACCUCCAUUUCCUACCUACCACCUCAUCCUGCCUCCUUGACCUGUCCGUCUUCCCUGGACUGACCUAUCCCCUCCCUACCUCCUCACCUGUACUCUCCUCUCUACCUAUCUUGUUUUCUCUCCAUCAUCGGUCCGCAUCCCCCCCUCCCUAUUUAUUCCAGUUCCCUCUCCCAUCCCCCUCUCUGAUGAAGGGUCUAGGCCCGAAAUGUCAGCUUUUGUGCUCCUGAGAUGCUGCUUGGCCUGCUGUGUUCAUCCAGCUCCACACUUUGUUAUCUUGGAUUCUCCAGCAUCUGCAGUUCCCAUUAUCAGUGGCAUUUUCCUCUUCAUCAAAGUUUGUGCAAAAGCAACACGAUAUGGGGCGGCACGGUGGCUCAGCGGUUAGCACUGCAGCCUCACAGCACUGGGGACCCAGGUUAAAUUCCAGCCUCAGUCUGUGUGGAAUUUGCACCUUGUCCCUGUGUCUGUGUGGGUUUCCUCCAGGUGCUCCGGUCUCCUCCCACAGUCCAAAGAUGUGCACGCUAGGUGGAUUGGCCAUGCUAAAUUGCCCAUAGUGUUCAGGGGCGUGGGUCUGGGUGGGAUGCUCCAAGGUUUGGUGUGCACUUGUUGGGCCAAAGGGCUUGUUUCCACACUGUAGGGAAUCUAAACAAUC